Molecule: messenger RNA, 2068 nt
Organism: Heterotrigona itama
Lineage: Eukaryota; Metazoa; Arthropoda; Insecta; Hymenoptera; Apidae
Source: the annotation of a GenBank genome assembly
AUGUACACGUUCCUGUCUAACUUAACGGACCUUACGUACAAAAUGCAGGGCUUAACAGUGAUAUAUGUACCUCGAGAGGGUAGCGACCUGACCGAGGAGGACAGCCUCGAUAAGGAGUUGGUCAAGAGGCUGGAGAGCGUGGUGGCCUACUGGACCACCCAGAUCAGGAUUACACUCUCGGACCAGGACCAAGCAACACCCAACGAAUUGUUGUGUCUCAACGACGAGUACGAAUUUUGGAUUUAUCGACCCUCCGCUUCAUUUCGCAAACAAGCUUCAUUUCCUCUCCACAUUGACGCGAAAGAAGAAAAGAAAGGAAUCUUUCUUCCAACAGACGACAAUCUCUGCGGCCUGAACCAGCAGCUUCAAAACCCAACGGUGAACAGGAUAGCAGAGUUCCUGUUAAUAAGUCACUCGACCUACGCCCGUCAAUUUUUGUCGCUGAAAGACGAGAUCGAGGACGGAGCGACGGAAGCGAAAUCCAACAUCGAGUACCUUCGGAUCUUGAUAGAUCCUUCCGCAGAAUUGGAUAAAUGCACCACGCCAUCGAGCAUCGAGGAACACCUGAUGUUAAUCAUACACUUGUUCAGAACAAUCUGGCUGAAUUCACCGUUCUACAACAGCCACGAGAGGAUAGAGAAUCUGUUCAAGGCUCUCAAUAAUCAGAUUAUCAUCAUCUGUCGAAAUUACAUCGACUUGAGGGAGGUGUUUGCCGGCAAGACCCGAAGCUCCAUAGAAAAGUUCGAGGAGUGCGUGAACGUCUGUGAGAAUUACAAAUCGCUCUACGACAAGGUUAAUAUUAAUCUGUCUGUUUCUACUGAGUAUUUGAAUCAAAGAAAAUCAGGAGCAAAACUGGCUCCAAGUAUUCUGAAAAAACUGAGAAAUUUGUCGUUUAGAAUCGAUAAUUGGAUGCAAUACACUUGCUUUCUGUGAUCAAAAAUCAAAUUAUUUGCUAAAAAAAAAAAUAUAUAUAUAUAUAUAGCAAUGAUACAUUUUAAUUUUUUCACUAUAAUUAAAUAGAUAGUGUUACUUUGUCAGAUCAGUUUCAAGUUUUAUAAAGGGUAUACUCAAUUUCGAUCAUUCAUGGUUCUAUUUCUAAACACAAUUAUUAUUUAUAUUAUUAUUGUUAUUAUUAUUUGAACAACUGGAUGCUCAAAUUAUUAAAAUUCAAAUUCAGCUCAACUAUUAAUCAACUUAAUUACCAUCUCAAAUUAGAUAUUAACUAUUAGUUAUUUGACAGUACUUUUUUACCACUAAAUUCUGAAUGAUUUCGUACAUAUUUUUAAUUGGAUAAAUCCAAUAUAAUGGAUAAGAUGUAGCAAAUAUCAUUUGUAACAAACAGUUGGAUACUCAAAUUCUUAAAUUCAGAAAUUUGAAAACCUCGAUCAAUUGGUCAACUCAAUUAUUAACUAAUCAAGCUAAUUAAUUUAUCGUUAUCGGACAGUUACUUUUCACCACUAGAUUCUGAAUAAUUUUCCAGAUCUAGAUAGAUCUAGAUAGUUCUAACGACAUCGUACAAGCUCACGUUUAUAGAGGAAGUUGUCCACAGUCCACUUUUGUUUGUAAAUGCCUCUCGUGUUCUUCGUUAAUCGUUCGAUAAUCAAUUUCUUUUUUUUUUCUUUCUGAAUAUAUGCGCACACACGCUCAAUUUCGAUCAUUCAUGGUUCGAUUUAGAUUUUAAACAUAAUUAUUAUUUAUAUUAUUAUUUAUGUAUAUUUAUAUUAACAUAAUUAUUAUUUAUAUUAUAUUCUUGACCAUAAUGAAUAAUAUUAUUUGAACAACUAGAUGCUCAAAUUAUUAAAAUUCAAAUUCAGCUCGACUAUCAAUCAACUCAAUCAUCUCAAAUUAGAUAUUAAUAUCCACUUUAAUUUGUUAUUAAAAAUAUUAACUAUUAGUUAUUUGACUUUUCACCACUAAAUUCUGAAUGAUUUCGUACAUAUUCUUAAUUGGACAAGACAUAGUAAAUAUCAUUUGUAACAAACAGUUGGAUACUCAAAUUCUUAAAUUCAGAAAUUUGAAAACCUCGAUCAAUUGGUCAACUCAAUUAUUAACUAAUCAAGCUAAUUAA